This is a messenger RNA of Seminavis robusta, 708 nucleotides long. NCBI's taxonomy places the organism in Eukaryota, Bacillariophyta, Bacillariophyceae, Naviculales, Naviculaceae. The record is from the annotation of a GenBank genome assembly.
CACAAAACCACAAAACGAAAAUCGAAGAGGCAACAAAGCAAGAAAGCAACAACCAAGCGAACAAAAUAGUCAUCAGAAGUUACCUUCCAAGUUACAAGUACAACAAGACCCACCUCAAUACUACUAAACUACUAUUACAAUGGGAGAAUCAAUACCGAAACAACAACAACAACAACAACAAUCCCCACAAGAGAUCAAACAACACUUGGACGAAGUGUUACAACUGUCGCUACCGAGUCGCGAAGUGCUAGAAGAAUUGGCCGUGGCAUGUGCCAAGGAUCCGUCUCCCGACAAUACGUUUCAAUAUGCGUUUGCACUGAGCAAAUCGAGCGAAAAGGCGGAAUUGCGGUAUGCCGUUACCAUUUUGGAUGGUCUCGUGACGGAAGGAUACGGGUAUCAAGCCGAUUGUCUCUACGCGGCUGCCACGGCACUCUAUUUGCUCGGCGAUUAUGAAGAAGCACGGACGCGAUGCGAGAAUAUUCUACGGAGUCAACCCGAUUUGGCCAUUGGUCUGGAAUUGCACGCUGCGAGUGUCGCAUCCAUGGAACAACGGGAUGCCGAAAAACUCAAACAGGCGGCAAUAGGAGGAGGAGCGGCUCUGGCCGCACUGGGAGUGGUGGCGGGAGUCGCCAGUGUUGUCAUGGCCAAUAGCCACUAAAAACAAUUAGCAAAUGAUUGAUUGAGCGACAAGAAAGUGAUUUCUGUGUG